UCUCUCUGUGUUUCCCCUUUCAUCACCAUGCUUCCAAAGUUCAUCAUUAGCCCCUUUAGGGUGGAAUCCCAAGAAGGGAAGCAUGUGAACAAGAGAAGAAAGCAUGUGAGAUCAUUUGAGAGUACCAACAUGGAUGUUGGUUUGAGACUUCUCCCUCAAAUUACAAGCUCAAAUAACACAUCAAAUGUCCUCUUGAAAUCUGCAGUGAGAAAGGCAAACCAACAAUCCAUCCCUCAAGACUUAUGCUUCCUUAAAACUUGCAAUCUAUGCAAUAAGCAACUCACUCCAAACAAAGAUAUUUACAUGUACAGCAGAGAUCAAGGUUUCUGCAGUGUAGAGUGUUGGAACAGACAAAUAGUUUUGGAUGAGAUGAGAGAAUUAGAGAGCUCUACCAAGAAAAUGGUAGCUGCUUAUAGGCAAUGUUCUAGUGAGGCACGUAGUGAGACUCGCCUUAUACUUGAGGACCUACGAAUGCAGAGACUUAAAUCUAGAGUCUAAACCAAAUCCCUUGUAUAUA
Messenger RNA from Glycine soja, 517 nucleotides. RefSeq names its product FCS-Like Zinc finger 17-like. The record is from RefSeq and is a predicted model, not a curated record. NCBI's taxonomy places the organism in Eukaryota, Viridiplantae, Streptophyta, Magnoliopsida, Fabales, Fabaceae. The transcript is spliced from 2 exons. Bases 28 to 498 code for a protein of 156 amino acids.